This is a messenger RNA of Cladocopium goreaui, 300 nucleotides long. The record is from the annotation of a GenBank genome assembly. Lineage: Eukaryota; Dinophyceae; Suessiales; Symbiodiniaceae.
AUGCAGCACCAUUUGGAUGCCUUGAGCAGCAUGGCGCAGCAAGUGAUAGUAUCCUACGGACUCUCAAAACACCUUGGGCACCAUGUGGUACCGCAAACCACCUUGCUGCUGGGAGUCUUGGACAGAUGGAAGUUCCAUGGCUGCAGCAGAGUUGUUCAGUGGGUCUGGAUCUGCUACCUCCACUGGUGCACGCUCGAAAGGGUUGCGCAGUGGCGGGACGCAGAGGACUUGUGGCCACUGAAAGUGCAGCCAGCAGCUGAUGUUGCUAUCAUCGGAAUUCACUUGGACUUCCAGUGCUGA